CCGACAACUCAGUCAUGGAUUUGAGCAAUUGUGCGAAGAAUAAGACAAUCACUGAUAUCAAAAAUAAUAUUAAAACUUAUAUUAAUACUGAUAUUAAGACUCAUAUUAAUAAUGAUAUAAAAACUGAGACCAAACCUCAUAUCAAGAAUUGUAUUAAAGUCGAGAAAAUUGAUGACCAAAAAGGCAAUGACUGCAGUAAAGGUGCCACAAAAACACGACACCCUACCUGUGCGCUCUGUGCGAAUCAUGGAGUUAUUCUGGCCGUCAGAGGACACAAAAGGAAGUGUCCGAAAAGGGACUGUAAGUGCGAUCUCUGCAAACUGACGGCCGAAAAGCGCAAACUGAUGGCCACUACUAUCCGCGAGAAACGUAAGCUUAAGGAGGACUCCGCAGACAUCAACCUAACGGACGCCGAGGUGUUUGGGCCGCCAGUCAUCAAAAAGGAGAAAAUUGACGGCACUUCAGAUACAAACAAUGACAUUGAUUACAAAUCGGAUGACGAGGACAGCUGUAAGAGUGAACAAUCGGUUUCAAACAUAAACGACAACGAAAUGAAUGAAUUUAUCGAUAAAAUAUGGGACAGUCUGCCCGUGGAAACCAGAUUUAAGUCAAUUUUAUGCUAUUAUUUAGCAGAAACUGGUUGUAAGAACAGUCUGGAAACCAAUAUCGAUUUAAUACUCCAGGCAUACUCUACUGUAGCCCAGAGUUCACAUUCACUCCCUGUGCGACCCAACAGCAACUUAAAUGCGGUGUUUGAGUCCAAAGUGGGCCCAUUUACUUACCCGUCCACUUUUAUAGGCAAUCCCUAUCCUUACGGCUUAUUAAACUAUUCACUCAUUGAUCCCAGAAUUUCUCAUUUGUAUAGAUAGUAGUUUGAGAUGCAUCUCAAGAAUUGAUAUUUUGUUACUAAUAACUUAUUAUUCCGACUUUAGUGUUGCCUUACUCAAUUAUCAUUAAAAUAUCUAAACAUAAUGUAAU
Messenger RNA from Oppiella nova, 978 nucleotides. NCBI's taxonomy places the organism in Eukaryota, Metazoa, Arthropoda, Arachnida, Sarcoptiformes, Oppiidae. The record is from the annotation of a GenBank genome assembly.